CAGGGACAAUCCCUCUGAACCGGUUUCGCCUAGCGGAGCCGGCAGGUCCAGGCACCGCAGCUGCGGUGCUGCCUGUUCUCUCCUCUUGGGCUGUAGCGGGCUCAGGUGUGCAGCAGCUCCGGUCAGUACAAUGAUCCGGCAGGAGCGCUCCACAUCCUACCAGGAGCUGAGUGAGGAGUUGGACCAGGUGAUUGAGAACACAGGGCAGGCAGACGAGUUGGACAAGGAGACGAUCGAAGUUCAAGGUCCGGGUUUCUUACCAGGUCUGGACAGCGAGUCUGCCUCCAGCAGCAUCCGCUUCAGCAAGGCCUGUCUGAAGAAUGUCUUCUCGGUCUUGCUUAUCUUCAUCUACCUGCUACUCAUGGCUGUGGCUGUCUUCCUAGUCUACCAGACCAUCACGGACUUUCGUGAGAAACUCAAGCACCCUGUCAUGUCUGUGUCUUACAAAGAGGUGGAUCGCUAUGAGGCCCCAGGUAUUGCCCUCUAUCCUGGUCAGGCCCAGUUGCUUAGCUGUAAGCACCAUUACGAGGUCAUUCCCCCUCUGACAAGCCCAGGCCAGCCAGGUGACAUGAAUUGCACCACCCAGAGGAUCAACUACACGGACCCGUUCUCCAAUCAGACCAUGAAAUCUGCCUUGAUUGUCCAGGGGCCACGGGAUGUGAAGAAGCGGGAGCUGGUCUUCCUCCAGUUCCGCUUGAACAAAAGUAGUGAGGACUUCAGUGCCAUCGAUUACCUCCUCUUCUCUUCUUUCCACGAAUUCCUGCAAAGCCCAGACAGGGUGGGCUUCAUGCAGGCCUGUGAGAGUGCCUAUUCCAGCUGGAAGUUCUCUGGGGGCUUCCGCACCUGGGUCAAGAUGUCACUGGUGAAGACCAAGGAAGAAGAUGGACGGGAAGCAGUGGAGUUCCGGCAGGAGACGAGUGUGGUUAACUACAUUGACCAGAGGCCAGCCGCUGAAAAAAGUGCUCAGUUGUUUUUUGUGGUCUUUGAAUGGAAAGAUCCUUUCAUCCAGAAAGUCCAAGAUAUAAUCACUGCCAAUCCUUGGAACACAAUUGCUCUCCUCUGUGGUGCCUUCUUGGCAUUAUUUAAAGCAGCAGAGUUUGCUAAACUGAGUGUGAAAUGGAUGAUCAAAAUUAGAAAGAGAUACCUUAAAAGGAGAGGGCAGGCAACAAACCACGUAAGCUGAAGUUGCCUUGUUCAUGGAACUGCUCACAUUGAUGAAGUUCUUAUUACUUCCAUGUUGAUAAACUGAGCUACCAUCCAUCCUGUACUCACUUGAAGAAAUGGGGCCUUGCUGGGAGGAACAACAGCUUCUAGCCCCAAAGGAGACUGUUUAGAGCCUAAUAGAGAAGAUCCAAUGGGUAACCUAAAAGUUAUUUAAGUAUUUAAAUUAUUAAUGAUCAUUUUGAAGAGCUG
Messenger RNA from Nycticebus coucang (slow loris), 1413 nucleotides. It is a transcript of the gene PACC1, whose product is annotated as proton activated chloride channel 1. The record is from RefSeq and is a predicted model, not a curated record. Gene Ontology annotation, cellular component: cell surface. The coding region runs from base 131 to 1183 and encodes 350 amino acids. Lineage: Eukaryota; Metazoa; Chordata; Mammalia; Primates; Lorisidae. The transcript is spliced from 8 exons.